AUGAAUAGGUUUAUCACAAAAACCAAAACUCCAAGUAACAAAAAGGAAACUCCACAAAAGAGGCUACAAACAGGAACAUCCCGAAAUGAAUCCACGAACAAAAAAAAUGACUCCGAAUGUAACGUUCAGGCAACCCCGGAUGUUCAAACUAAAGAAGAAUCUCUCAUGUCGAAAUUACAAUUCGCCAUUCGCAAUAACGAUGCUCAAUUCACAUUUGACACUCUUUCUACGAAUCGGCCAUUUGACAAUGCAAUGAAUAAAAUUAUGACAAAAGUCGAAUUUUCCUCGUCAUUCUCGGAUCCGACUUCGGAGUUUAUGCUUCUUUCUGUGGAUGAAUCGGUAGUAGACGCCUUCAAAGAAAGUCAAAGGUUAACAAUUCGCGGUGAAUCUACAGACGAGGCAGUUCUUUGCACGGAUAACGCAACUUUCCCGAUAAAAGUCAUAGAAUCUGCUACAACUGUUCUUCUUCUUCACAACUGUUUGGAUGCUCCAGAUUCACCUACCAUUCCAAAUUUUGAAUUCGAAUCGGUUGAUGGGAAAUGCUACUCCACAGGUGAACUUUGUUCAGCAGUCGAUGUUCUUAAUGUAGGUCGUCUCAAAGAAAUGCUUCGUGAGCAAGAAUUGCGCUGGGAUUGGAAAGAUAAAGAAGAAGAAGAAGAGUUGCUAAAAGGCUACCGGAUGAAUGAUAUGCUGGAUAGCGUGCAAAUGAGUGUUGGAGAACUGAAAACUGCUUUGGUCGAUUUGCCGAUUGUCAAAUUUCCGAACGGAAGAUAUCGUUACUUAUCUCACAAGUUUCGUGGGGAAAUGUUGGGAUUAAUUGCUCAGUUACUCGAUGAAGAUUCUAUUGAAGAUGUGAGAUUCGAAUCGAUUUCUUUCUCUGGACUUCGCGCUCAUCUUCCUGAAAAUGUUCCUGAUACUGUGAUCCAAUGGUUUCUUCAAACGAGAUGUGAAAAGAUUGCGGAUGGAAGCGAUGAUAGAUAUCAAUUACCUGAAACUAAUUUAAUUCGAGACUUCGCCGUUGUUCUUUUGCAUGAAGUCGGAUCAAUGCCACUUCGUCGUUUCAGUGAACUUCUCAAUAAGAUCCUUCCAAUUGGAACCAAUGUGGAUAAUGCCGUUUUCGAAGGAAUCGCUGACAUUUCGGAUGCCUCAUUCGGCAAAAUUAUCACUUAUCUAGGGCCAGAAGACCUUCCUGACACUGUAAAGGAAAGGAUGUUGCAUCUGUUCGAGUACAGAAGGCUUUGGACAAUGGAACAACUUCGCCCAUAUUUCAAGGACGUCUACAAAUCGAAAAUGGCCUUCGACAAGUAUGUCGUUCUAAAUUGCGAAUAUUCUCUGUCUGAAACUAAUGAAUUACUAUAUUGUGGUGUGAGAUGA
This is a messenger RNA of Caenorhabditis briggsae, 1374 nucleotides long. Gene Ontology annotation, biological process: maintenance of mitotic sister chromatid cohesion; mitotic sister chromatid cohesion. The transcript has 5 exons. Lineage: Eukaryota; Metazoa; Nematoda; Chromadorea; Rhabditida; Rhabditidae. Gene Ontology annotation, cellular component: chromosome, centromeric region; Ctf18 RFC-like complex; chromatin. The record is from RefSeq and is a predicted model, not a curated record. The coding region runs from base 1 to 1374 and encodes 457 amino acids.